Molecule: messenger RNA, 1851 nt
Organism: Telopea speciosissima
Lineage: Eukaryota; Viridiplantae; Streptophyta; Magnoliopsida; Proteales; Proteaceae
Product: pentatricopeptide repeat-containing protein At2g20540-like
Exons: 1
Coding region: 102-1730 (542 amino acids)
Biological process (GO): RNA modification
Molecular function (GO): protein binding; RNA binding
Source: RefSeq, a predicted model, not a curated record
UCACCCUCAUUGAAGCUUUGUCAAGUUGGAGUCCCUGACCGAGCAUCAAAUACUUGGAGCAGUCUCUGUGGAACAUUGUGACUCUGCUGCUCAUACCAUUGAUGGAAACGAAGAUGGGUGCCUUGAUGAUCCGAGAACUGGAGGAUCAAUUUGUACCCAUUUUACGAAAAUGUUUCAGUACGGCAGAAUUGAAGAAGAUUCAUGCCCGUAUGCUCAAGUACUCUCUGUCACAAAGUAACUUCCUUGUGACAAAGAUGAUUGAUUUUUGUAAUGCCAAAGGUGAAACAGAAUAUGCAUAUCUACUCUUCAGGCAGAUGGUGGAGCCAAAUAUAUUUAUCUAUAAUGCAUUGAUAAGAGCUUAUACCAAUAACCACUUUCAUGAAAAAGCUAUCACCGUUUACAGGCAAAUGAUUAGGUGCCGGCAAAGGAAAAGUUCCAUUUUUCCAGACAGGUUCACAUUCCCCUUUUUAUUAAAAUCUUGUGCAGGGCUCCUACUUAUUGAUCUUGGUAAGCAGAUUCAUGGCCAUGUCUUCAAAUGUGGCUUAGCUUUGAAUUCUGUGAUAGAGAACUCUCUUAUCGAUAUGUACACAAAGUGUGCUAGUAUGUCUGAUGCUCACAGAGUAUUCGAGAGAAUGAUGGAGAGAGAUCCAAUCUCAUGGAACACAAUUAUUUCGGGAUAUGCCAGAUUAGGACAGAUGAAAACGGCAAGGUUGAUCUUUGAAUCCAUGUCAGAUAAGACAAUUAUCUCUUGGACAACAUUGAUUUCUGGGUACUCGCGGAUUGGCUGCUACACCGAUGCAUUGGAUGUUUUCCGUCAGAUGCAGUUCGUUGGCAUAAAACCUGAUGAGAUCAGCAUUGUUUCCGUUUUGCCAGCUUGUGCACAGCUUGGAGCUCUAGAGUUGGGGAAAUGGAUUCAUGCUUAUGCUGACAAAAAUGGGCUUUUGCAGAAUACUUUUAUAUGUAAUGCUCUGAUCGAAAUGUAUGCAAAAUGUGGAAACAUAGAUGAAGCUUCCCAUCUGUUUUCUAAGAUGUCCUACAGGGAUGUGAUAUCCUGGAGCACAAUGAUUGGAGGGCUUGCUAAUCAUGGGAAGGCUCAUGAAGCAAUUGAAAUGUUUGCAGAAAUGAAAAGAGCUCAAGUAGCACCAAACAGCAUUACCUUUCUAGGCCUUUUAUCUGCUUGCGCCCAUGCUGGAUUCCUAACCGAAGGAUUGUGGUACUUUGAUUCGAUGAGAAUGGACUAUCAAAUUGAUCCAGGGGUUGAACAUUAUGGAUGCAUGGUGGAUCUUCUUGGUCGUUCUGGAUGCCUUGAUCAGGCCCUUGAGUUCAUCAAGAAGAUGCCAAUUGCACCAGAUUCAACCAUUUGGGGAUCUUUGCUCAGUUCUUGUAGAACUCAUGGCAAUCUUGAGAUCGCUGUGACUGCAAUGGAGAACCUUAUAGUACUUGAACCGGAUGAUCCAGGUAACUAUGUCCUACUUUCAAAUAUUUAUGCAGACUUGGGAAGGUGGGAUGAUGUCUCAAGGAUGCGCAAGCUUAUAAGAAAUAGGAGAACAAAGAAACCUCCUGGGUGCAGCCUAAUUGAAGUCAACAAUGUAGUUCAAGAAUUUAUAGCAGGGGAUCAUUCAAAACCAUUUUCGCAUGAGAUCAUGAGGAUACUAAAACUGCUGGCCAUGCAGCAGAAGAGCAGCAGCACUGUAACUGAAACAAUGACAGAGGGCAUUGCAAACCUUUGAAUUUUCCAAAUAAAUAAAGGAAAAAAGAAAACUUGCAAUGCUAUUUCUACUUGUUUUACAACCAGACUGGUUUCCUCAAUAAGGAACUAGGUGGGAUGGAACUCCCAAAGUUUGUCUCCCU